ACAUCUGCGAGAAACUAAAACCUAUUUCAUUUCAGAUUUACAAUUUUUGUUUCGUCUCCAUGGAUGAAGAAAAGCAAAGCUAUCAACACCCUGAGAUUGAGAAGAAAGGGCAAAAGCGAAAACUUGAAGAAGCAAUUGAAGAAGAAGAGGACGAACUUGAAAUUGAAGAAGAACAAGGAACCGCAUCUCUUACAUGGGAGCGUAUUCAAGUAAUUGAAUAUGAGGUUACCGAGCAAGUUUCAGUCUUGAACUCAACUUUUUCUUGGGGUGUAUUCGAUCGAGCCGCGGCCAAACGAGCGACCAGUAUUAUCGCAGAUCUCGCUAAAUCUGAAGAAACUGUGAAUGUGAUUAUAAAUUGCAAUGCGAUUCCAGCUCUUGUGAAGCAUCUUCAAGCUCCUCCAUCUCCAUUUCCUUCAGGUGGCGAUGGAAAUUAUGAGAAGCCUUUCGAGCAUGAAGUUGAGAAAGGGUGUGCUUUUGCCCUUGGAUUGCUUACUAGCAAGCCUGAGCAUCAACAACUCAUAGUUGAUUCUGGGGCUUUACCACAUCUUGUGGAUCUAUUAAAAAGGCGCGAAUGUGGUUGUAACUCUCGGGCAGUUAAUAGCAUUAUUCGAAGAGCAGCUGAUACAAUCACCAACCUUGCUCACGAGAAUGGUGGAAUAAAAACUUCAGUCAGGAUUGAAGGUGGACUCCCUCCUCUUGUUGAGCUGCUUCAGUAUCCCGACACAAAAGUACAGAGAGCAGCUGCAGGGGCAUUGCGAACUCUUGCAUUUAAAAAUGACGAAAACAAGAAACAGAUUGUUGAAUGUAAUGCUCUACCUAUUCUCGUUUUAAUGCUUCGUUCAGCUGAUGCUGCUAUACAUUCUGAGGCGGUUGGAGUGAUUGGGAAUUUGGUCCAUUCAUCCCCAGAUAUAAAGAAACAAGUGCUUCUUGCUGGAGCUUUACAGCCUGUUAUUGGCUUACUCAGUUCUUGCUGUUCAGAGAGCCAGAGAGAGGCAGCUCUGUUGAUUGGCCAGUUUGCCACUACAGAUUCAGAUUGCAAGGUUCACAUUGUUCAGAGAGGUGCUUUGCAACCUCUAAUAGCCACGCUUCAAUCUACGGAUCUUCAACUUAAGGAAAUGUCAGCUUUUGCUCUGGGAAGAUUGGCUCAGGACACCCAUAACCAAGCUGGCAUUGUUUAUAAUGGUGGCUUUUUUCCCUUGCUUAAACUUCUUGAUUCGAAAAAUGGUCCUUUGCAACACAAUGCUGCAUUUGCUCUUUAUGGUUUAGCUGAUAAUGAGGAUAAUGUUUCAGACUUCGUCAAGCUUGGAGCUGUCCAAAAGCUGCAAGAUGGAGAGUUCAUUUUCCAGGCAACAAAAGAUUGCAUAGCCAAAACUCUGAAAAGAUUAGAGGAGAAGAUCCAUGGACAAGUAUUGAGUCAUUUGAUAUAUCUGAUGCGUGUAGAAGAUAAGGUUGUUCAAAGAAGAGUUGCUUUGGCUCUUGCUCAUCUUUGUUCCCCUAAUUACCUGAGGGAAAUAUUCAUUGAUAACAAUGGAUUGGAGUUGCUUUUGGGGCUUCUUGGUACUACAUCCGUGAAGCAUCAGAGAGAUGGCUCUCUGGCCUUGUACAGCUUAGCUAACAAAGCCACAUUGCUCUCACCCAUCGAUGCUGCACCUACAUCUCCGACAACACAGGUUUAUCUGGGAAUACCAUUCGUCAAUAAUGCUACAGACUCCGAUGUUACCUUCUUAGUCGAAGGCACACGAUUCUAUGCACAUAGGAGCACUUUGCUUGCAUCUUCAGACAUAUUCCGUGCAAUGUUUGAUGGUGGUUACAGGGAAAAAGAUGCGAGGGCUGUAGAGAUUCCUAAUAUAAGAUUGGAGAUAUUUGAGCUGAUGAUGAGGUACAUUUAUACAGGCUCAGUUGAUGUUCCGAUAGAUAUUGCAGAAGAUCUCCUAAGAGCUGCAGACCAAUAUCUCCUGGAGGGCCUUAAGCGUUUAUGUGAGAAUACGAUUGCUCAGCAUAUAUCUCUGGACAAUGUUUCAAGCAUGUAUGAACUUUCAGAGGCCUUCAAUGCUUUGUCCUUGAGACAUUUGUGCAUCCUAUUCAUUUUGCAGAAUUUCGAGAAAUGGAUUAGAAGGCCAGGUUCUUUUCAUCUGAUCAAACGAGCAGUACCUGAGAUCUGUGGCUUUUUCUCGAGAUCACUUCCAAAGAGGAAUCACUUUCCUCAAGAGUAAGUGUGACUAGUAGUCUGACCUGUUGAAGCUCUCUAAAGUGGGCGGCAAAACUUUUGUACAGUAGGGCAUAUGUAUUUUUGACUCCAUCAACCCUCGCAGAGUAAAUUGGUGGUAUCUUAACGAAGUGCUGAAAUGAUAAAAGGCCGAAAUUAGAUCACUUUUGAGUCGUGAGAUUAGAUCACUUUUGAGUCGUAUUUAUGUAAAUCUCGACGUGUGUAAAAGAAUUUGUAGAUUUUGUAUUAUUCAAAUUAACCAAAUAAAAAGAAGGGAAAAUCUGGAAUAUGUCCCGUUUUCA
Messenger RNA from Papaver somniferum (opium poppy), 2508 nucleotides. Its product is annotated as ARM REPEAT PROTEIN INTERACTING WITH ABF2-like. Lineage: Eukaryota; Viridiplantae; Streptophyta; Magnoliopsida; Ranunculales; Papaveraceae. The coding region runs from base 60 to 2213 and encodes 717 amino acids. The transcript has 19 exons. The record is from RefSeq and is a predicted model, not a curated record. Gene Ontology annotation, molecular function: protein binding.